CUGCAGGCUCAACCAACAAUGAUUUUCGGAUCCUAGGCUAAAGCACUCUCCGUGCAUCUGCAGGAAACCGAGAGGAAAGGGGUAGAGAGAAUCCUACGUACCCAAACAGCGCGAGAGAGAGAGAGUCCGAGUGAGUGCAGAGCGAGAGAGAGACGGGAGGAUAGGCAAGUGGGUUUGUGGAGUAAAAAAAGAACGCCUGGACCUGCCAAGAUCAAGAGGAUUGUGUGUUAUUCUCGGAAUUUUAUUUGUAAAGUGUUUUUUUCGCUAAUCAAAAUGUCAUCGUCUGGGAAAGACAACAGUGGUGCUCAACAUGUCAAUUACGUGGGACCGUAUCGCUUGGAAAAGACGCUCGGCAAAGGACAGACAGGCCUGGUCAAGCUGGGGAUCCACUGUGUCACAUGCCAGAAAGUUGCAAUUAAGAUUGUCAACCGAGAGAAACUCAGCGAGUCGGUACUAAUGAAGGUUGAGCGGGAAAUAGCGAUUCUGAAGCUCAUAGAACACCCUCACGUUUUAAAGCUGCACGACGUCUACGAAAAUAAGAAAUACUUGUAUCUGGUGUUAGAGCACGUCUCAGGGGGAGAGCUCUUUGACUACCUGGUAAAGAAGGGACGGUUAACACCCAAGGAGGCCAGGAAGUUCUUCAGACAGAUCAUCUCUGCACUGGACUUCUGCCAUAGUCACUCCAUAUGCCACAGAGAUUUGAAGCCAGAGAACCUGUUGUUAGAUGAGAAGAACAACAUCAGGGUAGCAGACUUUGGCAUGGCCUCUCUACAGGUCGGCGACAGUCUGCUGGAGACCAGCUGUGGAUCUCCACACUAUGCAUGCCCAGAGGUUAUAAGGGGGGAGAAGUAUGACGGCAGAAAAGCAGAUGUGUGGAGCUGUGGGGUCAUCCUCUUUGCCCUAUUGGUGGGUGCCCUUCCAUUUGAUGAUGACAAUCUGAGGAACCUGCUGGAGAAGGUGAAGCUAGGAGUGUUCCAUAUGCCCCACUUCAUACCCCCAGACUGUCAGAACCUCCUCCGGGGCAUGAUCGAGGUAGACGCCACCAAACGGCUAACGUUAGAACAGAUUCAGAAGCACAACUGGUACAUAGGGGGUAAGAAUGAACCCGAACCAGAGCAGCCUGUUCCCAGGAAGGUGGCUAUACGGAGCCUGCCCUCUACAGACGACAUAGAUCCGGAUGUACUGGACAGCAUGCAUUCUCUGGGCUGCUUCAGAGACAAGAACAAACUGAUGAAGGACCUGCUCUCGGACGAAGAUAACCAGGAGAAGAUGAUCUACUUCCUGCUGUUGGACCGUAAGGAGAGGUACCCCAGCCACGAGGACCAGAACCUGCCCCCACGCAACGAGAUUGACCCCCCCAGGAAGCGUGUGGACUCACCCAUGCUGAACCGCCAUGGCAAAAAGAGACCGGAGAGGAAGUCUAUGGAGGUGCUGAGUGUCACAGACGGAGGCUCCCCCGUACCCGCCAGGAGGGCCAUCGACAUGACACAGCACGGACAGAGGUCAAGGUCCAUAAGUGGAGCAUCUUCCGGUCUCUCCACUAGCCCUCUCAGCAGCCCACGGGUAAGUUACCCCUCACCCAUCCCCCGGGGCAGCCCCCUCCCCACCCCCAAGGGCACCCCUGUGCACACACCCAAGGAGAGCCCGGCGGGCACGCCCAACCCCACACCGCCCCCCAGCCCAUCUAUCGGCGGUAUGCCCUGGAGGACACGCCUCAACUCCAUCAAGAACAGCUUCCUGGGCUCGCCGCGCUUUCACCGCAGGAAACUACAAGUUCCCACACAAGAGGAGAUGUCCAGCCUCACACCAGAGUCUUCCCCAGAACUUGCCAAAAAAUCCUGGUUUGGUAACUUCAUCAACCUGGAUAAAGAGGAGCAGAUCUUCAUCUUGAUCAAAGAUAAGCCUCUGAGCUCCAUCAAGGCUGACAUUGUCCAUGCCUUUCUUUCGAUCCCUAGUCUCAGCCACAGUGUGAUCAGCCAGACGAGUUUCCGGGCAGAGUACAAGUCCACAGCCGGCCCCACGGUCUUCCAGAAGCCAGUCAAGUUCCAGGUGGACAUCACCUACACAGAGAGCACCACCGCCCCCAAGGAGAACGGCAUCUACUCUGUCACCUUUACCCUGCUCUCAGGACCCAGCCGGCGCUUCAAGCGGGUGGUAGAGACAAUUCAGGGCCAGUUGCUAAGCACACAUGACCAGCCGGGAGUUCAGCAGCUUUCUGCAUUGUUUGUUCUCUCUCUCUUCCUCUCCCUCUCUCCCCGUUUUCUUUGCUUCCCGUUUGUGUACCUAGGUAGCCCCUUGAAUAACUUCUUUGACGUAAUUGAAAAACUUUUUUCAGAGGAGAAGAACGGCCAGGUGCCUCACCACCAACCCCCCGCUACCCCAACCACCCGACAUUGCUCCUCUUCCAUGCGAGAAGAUACAAAAUGUCCGCCCGCCACGGGCCGAGACAGAGUCAGGAUGGCGUCCAUUGGGACACUGGAGGAAUCCUAGACCAGGAAACUGUCGUAGCAGUAGAGCCAAAAUGUUAGUUAGAGCUAAGAUGAAGCAUUAAAGAUCCAAACCCGAGUAUCACUUUACCCAUUCUUAUCAGGGGUUUUGGAAAAGUGGUCAGAAACUUGACAAUGAAAAAGCUAGCAGUACUGUAACUGAACAUACCCUCUUUGGACUCAAUAUACUUUUUGUAUGAAAGAAUGACUGUAUAGAGAAUUUGAAUCAAACAGAUAUUUUACCAAACCCACAAUCUCCCCUCAUCUUAACACACACACACACACACACACACACACACACACACACACACACACACACAUCACCCCAUCUAAGCGUCUGUGCCAUUUUGUGUGCUCUCCCUCCCCCACUCUUUUGAUCACAUAUUGGCACUGUUCCAAAUAUAAAUACAUCCUUGAAGUAAUCACAGAUCUGAAUAGGUUAGAUUGGUGAAAGUAGUAGGGUGGUAACCUUGCUUACAUCUAUCCAAUCACUGUGCUUACCUCAAGGAAACGAGGAAGGAAGGAUCCAUUUCUGUAUUAGUACAGGGCCAUUGUGUUCUCUCUCCUCUGCUCACCUGUGUGAUGACUUGACUUGUUUCUACUACCAGGAAUUAUCCAGAAAACCUAUUAGAUCCUCCUCCUGCCUCCCUGCUCCAAUCCGCCUAUCCUCUUCCUCCUUGGUCAUCACUUCAACCCCACCGUCUGCACACCAAGAGAUGGACAUUUGUUGACUGAGUUGGGGACCGCUUUUCAAGGGGCCUCCUUCGCUACCCCGAGCAGCAGUCCCCGAGGGAGAAAACAGCAAUCCAUAUCCCUCUGAUACACAAGCAUGUUAUACAUAUACAAAUGCACACACACACACACACUUUUAUCCCUUCACAUGUAUAUACACACACACACACACACACAUACACACACACACACACACACACAGAUUAUUAAGCAUUUAACACCCAAACACACAAUCUCAUUACACAAAUAAAUACACGCUCCCCUUCUCACACACUAUUGCACAGUAUUUAUAGACAAACUCUGGGAUGUAAUAACAAGAACAAAGAACAAAAAAAUGGACAGAACAAUGAAGUGACCAAAAGGAGAAGCGAAGGAGGAUGAGUUUGUUGAUCUACUGUAGUAUCAACAUCCGACGCGGACGCUUGCUGGAUUGUAUCGUUUCUCUUUUUAAUGUACUUCCUCUUUCUUCGUGAAGAAACUGGAUUUAAAAAUACUAAGGGAUUCAGGGUGGAGGUGGGUAUUGGGGUAUUGGGGGUUAUCUAAAUGAAUGAUCUACUCUGUUGUACAGACUGAAUUCAUUUCGUAUGUAAAAAGGAAAUGUCUAGUUGUGACAGUGUUUAGAUAUAUCAGUAGGACCAGGUUUUACAAACUUGCGUUGCCACACUUCCCUUUUUCCCCCCUUUAUUUCGCCCUGUAUUUUUGUUUAUAUGGUCAUUUAGGAUUAUGAAUUUGUUUGAUUUGAUCUGAGUAAGGUGUCAUGGUACAAACAUUACUGUAUUCACCAAGUUUCUACCCCUUUUCCCCAGAGCACUUUGUCAUUUGUCAUGUACAGUAUACCUAUUUUAGUCUUAACUACCAGCAGUAGGAGUUUGAGGAGAAAAAAAAAAGUGAAAUGCAAUUGUGGAUAUUUUUGUAUUUUUUCCUUAUUUAUUCAUAUUUGUUCAUUUUCUCUGUUCCGUUUCCAAAUUUGUUAUUGUAACCUCACUCUUUAUAUGAAAGAAAAGCUGUUAGAUCAGUUGAAUGUUAUUUAUUUAUUUACCUGCUUGUAUGUUUGUAAAUGAGGCAACAAGCUUUUGUUCAGUCAAAUAUUUAAUUUUUUUCAUUCCUUUGGCUGACUGUAUUUCUUUCCUAGUGUUCAAGAGGGAGGGGGAAAUACUUGUGUUGUAUGUGUUUAAAGGUCCACUGCAGCUCUAUUUUUUUUCUCAACAUCAAAACAUUUCUGGGUAACAACCUUAAUGUGAUUGUUUUCAAUUAAAAUGAUCAAAAACAAAAUAAAAUAGCUUCUUAGCAAAGAUACUUUUCUCAAGCAACAAUUUUAUCUAGGACUGUCUGGGAGUGGUCUGAGUGGGGAGGGGAAACUGAAAACUAGCUGUUAUUGGCAGAGAAGUUUGGGACACUUUCUUAUGGGUCUAUUAACUCAUUUACCGCCUGGUGAUGUCACCAGGCAGGCCAAUACUCCAUCCCACUCAAACAGGCUGAAA
Molecule: messenger RNA, 4699 nt
Organism: Oncorhynchus tshawytscha (Chinook salmon)
Lineage: Eukaryota; Metazoa; Chordata; Actinopteri; Salmoniformes; Salmonidae
Gene: brsk2a
Product: BR serine/threonine kinase 2a
Exons: 19
Coding region: 274-2490 (738 amino acids)
Biological process (GO): intracellular signal transduction; microtubule cytoskeleton organization; protein phosphorylation
Cellular component (GO): cytoplasm
Molecular function (GO): ATP binding; tau-protein kinase activity; protein serine/threonine kinase activity
Source: RefSeq, a predicted model, not a curated record